AUGUUAGGAGGAGAAGGAUAUUUAACAUUUAUGGGAAAUGAAUUUGGACAUCCAGAAUGGCUUGAUUUCCCAAGAGAAGGAAAUGGUGAUUCAUUCCAUUAUUGUAGAAGACAAUAUAAUUUGGUUGAAGACCAUUUAUUAAGAUAUAAAUUUUUAUUGGCUUUUGAAAGAGAAAUGCUUCAUUUAGAAGAUCAAUAUCCAUGGUUAAAUAAACCAAAUGCUUAUAUCUCAAAACAUAAUGAAGGUGAUCAUGUUUUAGCAUUCCAAAGAGGAGCAGUUAUUGGAAUUUUUAAUUUCCAUUAUGAAAAGAGUUUUACUGGAUAUGGAAUUGGAGUAAAAGAACCAGGAACAUAUAAAAUCAUAUUAAACUCAGACUCUUCAGAGUUUGGAGGAUAUGAUAGAAUUACUUCUCAAGAAUACAUCUCUCAACCAAUUGAAUGUGAUGGAUUACCAAAUCAAAUUCAAAUUUAUAUUCCUUGCAGAGUUGCUAUUGUUUUAACAAAAAUAAAUUAA
Messenger RNA from Entamoeba dispar SAW760, 513 nucleotides. Its product is annotated as starch branching enzyme II, putative. The record is from RefSeq and is a predicted model, not a curated record. Gene Ontology annotation, biological process: glycogen biosynthetic process. The transcript has a single exon. NCBI's taxonomy places the organism in Eukaryota, Evosea, Mastigamoebida, Endamoebidae. Gene Ontology annotation, molecular function: cation binding; 1,4-alpha-glucan branching enzyme activity. Bases 1 to 513 code for a protein of 170 amino acids. Gene Ontology annotation, cellular component: cytoplasm.